AACGUCCAAGAUUUUUCGGGUGCAGGUCCGAUACCAGUAGAGUUUACUCCCCUUUACGAAGCGUCAGUUCAGCUGUUGAUAACCGUGAGAAUGUAUAAGUAUUGCGUGUAACUUGUGCGAUUGUUUGUUUUUAGGAAUCAUAUUAGUGAUUUUGGAGAACAGAUUGGCUGAAGACUUACCACUAAGUUGCUGUGAUGGAUCUUGUCCACAAUUGGGGAGUUGAUGUAGUUAGAUUUCUCCAGUCAGAAUUCAAGAACUAUGAUGAGUUGAUGAUGGCAGCUUCACACCUGGGAGAUCCAAGAAAUGCUUUCCUGCUCUACUUCCCUCUAGCCUACUGUCUUCAUAAACCCACAGGAAUCAGGGUACUCUGGCUGGCUAGUCUAUCAGAAUGGAUCAACGCUUUGCUCAAAUGGAUACUUCAUGGGGAAAGACCUUACUGGUGGGUGCUAGACCCUAGAACACAUCACAGUGAACACGCACAGUUACAGCAGUAUAGACUCACCUGUGAAACUGGGCCAGGCAGUCCUUCAGGUCAUGCAAUGGUAACCUCAUCAGUUGUGUUCUGUUUGGUUCUUUCCACAAUUCAAAACACAAGACCACGGAUAUUUCUACAGUAUGUGAUAUGGUCAGUUUUUGCUGUAUUUAUGUUUGCUGUCAAUGUCUCAAGAUUGUUCAUUGCCACUCAUUUUCCACAUCAGGUGAUUUUAGGAACAUUAUUAGGUAUCAUUUUAACAUUGCUGGUGUACAAGAUAGACCUGCAACACUUAAAAUUGUCUCGCUGUGUGACUGCAUCAUUCUUAAUGCCAACAAGCUGUAUAGUGACGUUCUAUUUGUUGAAAUGGUGUGGCCUUGACCCUCAGUGGUCCAUCUCCUUGGCAACCAAGUACUGUGCUUAUUCAGAAUGGAUUCAUCUGGACACCACAUUGUUCAAUGCCGUUUAUAGAGAUGCUGGAAGUGUUUUAGGGUAUGGAACUUUCAUGUUUGGAUUCACCAGAUUACUGAGAACUGAAAAUGGUAUAAGUGACAAGAAAGGAGGGAAAACAGAUUCUGACUCUUUAGAAAAUGCAUCAUGUAGAACAGUAUGGCUAAAAAUGCCAAAUAUUAUUCUGUCUUUACUAGUCUGUCAAAUAGGAGAGAAUAUGAAGCCGGGACUUCAUUCAGCAGAGUUUUAUUAUUUUGUGACUUACCUUAAGUUCUGUAUUCUUGUUAUUCUAGUCAUGUUUACAGCUUCUUUUGACUUUUUAAAACAGGAUAAAUGUAUACAACAGAAGAAUAAAUGAUUUUAUUAUUUACAUUUAUAUCUGAACAUGAACAUCAUGGUUAUAUCAAAGAGCUUUAAAGCAAAAUGA
This is a messenger RNA of Mercenaria mercenaria, 1349 nucleotides long. Its product is annotated as glucose-6-phosphatase 3-like. Gene Ontology annotation, cellular component: membrane. Gene Ontology annotation, molecular function: glucose-6-phosphatase activity. Gene Ontology annotation, biological process: gluconeogenesis; glucose 6-phosphate metabolic process. The transcript has 8 exons. Bases 195 to 1280 code for a protein of 361 amino acids. Lineage: Eukaryota; Metazoa; Mollusca; Bivalvia; Venerida; Veneridae. The record is from RefSeq and is a predicted model, not a curated record.